Drosophila innubila is the source of this 4132-nucleotide messenger RNA. RefSeq lists its product as uncharacterized. The transcript is spliced from 10 exons. The record is from RefSeq and is a predicted model, not a curated record. Gene Ontology annotation, molecular function: serine-type endopeptidase activity. Gene Ontology annotation, biological process: proteolysis. Bases 1134 to 3734 code for a protein of 866 amino acids. NCBI's taxonomy places the organism in Eukaryota, Metazoa, Arthropoda, Insecta, Diptera, Drosophilidae.
AAGAAGGUCGUGUGUGCGCUCGCUUUAAAAGCUCAAAGCUUUGCUUCGUUUCAUUUCAUUUCGUUUCGUUUCGGUUUCGUUUCGUUGUGUUUCGUUUGAUUUAAAUUCUUUUGCAACGCCAGCUCGUUCGUCUUUCGUCGUGUUGCUUGAGCGCGCAAUCGUAAGUGUUUGUUUGUGUGUGCAUGUGUAGGAUAUGUCAAAGGACCUGCAAAUUCAAGGAAUAUAAAAAAACGAUCAAAUAAACCAUUUGAAUUGGUAACAGAAGUUGAAAACUGAGAUAUUACUAUUGCUAAAUUGAGUGUGCUUAUCAUUGAUUUAUCACAGCCAAAACAACAAAAACAUCAAUAAGCGAUACAACAACUACCCACACACAUACAAUUUAUAACUUUGGAUUAAUUCUGCAAAUAAAUCGUUGGGCAAUUAAGGAAGUAAUUUGUGGCUGUCGAUUUGUUGCUGUUGUCGUCGUCGUCGUCGUUGCAAGAUCAUCAGCCAAGCAGCGUCAUGAAUGCAACCACAUGAAACGUCGGCUGUUGAAGCGUCAACAGCAAUUGCCAUAAUUGCCAUUGGAGCAGCAAACAUACAACAAACACACACACACACACAUACGGAUACACACCCCAGAGCUGCAGGCAAGGAGUCCAAUAACCGCACCACCCAACAACAACAACAACAGCAACAACAGCAACGAAACUUGCCACACGAGAUAUCCGCGGCAGGCACAAAUCCAAUUGCCAGCUUUGUUGGCUCCUCGAAACUGAAUUGUAACAACGCGUUGCAAAGCAUCGGGCGCCGGAAAAUCCCAAAGCCCAAAAAAACAAAAACAAAUAGAAAAACCUGUGCAGAGAGAGAGAGAGAGAGAUCAAUGAACGCGGCACGCAGCUGACAACAACAGCAACAACAACAACGGCGCAACGAAGCAUACAAAAAAAAAACAAAACGGGCCAGCAUUUGGCUUGGCAACGUUCAAGUUCAAAAUCGCCAUAACAACAACAGCAGCAGCAGCAACAAGCAUUGCAACUGCCACAAGCAGGAAGUUGCACAGCUGCACCUUAAUUGGGCGCAGUGUCAUUACCAACACAACAACAACAACAACUACAGCUACAACAACACACGCUCAUCCCGCUCAAUGUAAGAUGUUAGUGACCAACAACAGCAACCAGAGCCAGCGCCGCCAACACCAACACCAACACCAACACAGCAGCAACAGGAACAACAGCAGCAACAGGAACAACAGAUGCUGCCACAACAACAGCAACAGUUGGCAACACCUGAGUCUCAGCCUGCUGCUAAGCUGCAGCCUGUUGCAGCUGGGCAAUGCCACAGCGAGCAGCUCGACGGCAGCAACAGCAUUGCUGACGGGUCAACAGUUGGCGCCGUGGCAAACAACCGCCUCGUUUCACACGACGCCAACGGCGGCGCCACAAGCACGCAAUCUGUAUGCGCCAUAUCAGCGCUUUAGUCGGCAGGACGACAUCAGCUUUAAGGAUGUGCGACAGCGCACAGAUGGCAGCAUUGUGCAAUCCUUUGGUUCCUAUCGCACAGCGCGUCAAUCGACGCCAACAGCAACAUAUGCGCAGCGUCGCUCCGAUGUGGAGAUUAUACCUGCCCCAUCGGUGGAGCUGCCACAGAGCGAACUGAUUACGAUACCCAAGCAGCUGGUGCCCACGCUGCCGGAGAAUGUGACACGUCAGGGACGCAGACGCAACUACAUGUACAUUCCACUGCAGUCGGAGGCGGAGUCGGGCACGGCUGCCACGCUGUUGCAGCUGCGACCCAGUCACAAUGCCACACUGGCUGCUCUGGGGCCACCGGCCGAUGGCGUUGCUGCGGCGGCACAUGAAUUUGGUGCCGCAUUGGCGGCACAGGCGGAGCAGCAACAGGAGCGCACGGAACGCAGCGAUCUUGUGGCGGCUGCCAGCUCCACGGACCGAUUGGAGUAUGCCGAGCCGGAGAAUACGAGUCGCCGUGUGGGCUUUCAGUUUCCCAGCUACAGUUUGAAGCCGGCGAAUCCAUUUUAUCCGCAGGCCUAUCGCGAGGACAGCCCCAUCUUUGAGGAGAGCAGCGCUGCUGGAGGCGCCUAUGAGCCGCAACCCUACAGCGAAGAUGCCCCGCCCACGCCCACACAAUACGAGCCACAUGAGACGCGCCACACGCGGCAGCUCUACUUCGACUCGGAUGUGUCGCCCUCGAGCUUCGAGUUUCCCGGUUUGGUGGCCAAUUCCAAGCCGCACACACUCAAUGCCGCCGUUGCCGCUGGCAAACUUUAUCGCGAUGAUGUUACCAAGUUUGGCGAUAUCAAUGGACCCAUCACCGCCUUGCCACAGCGCCUGCAGCGUGGCCUCUACUUUGGUGACACGGAAUUCCGCACUGGACCCAGUCCCAUGCGACAGUUUGGGCCACAGAAGGCCUUCAACGAGUACGUGGCACCCGGCGACUAUCAGAGCUCCCGCAAGAGUCGCUACUUUCCCUACAAGUCGUCGCGCAGUCCCCGCGUCGUCUUUCCCACCAAUGAUAAUGUCGGCACCACCGGACCCAGCGGAGGAGGCAGUGCACCAUCCGGCACAGGCGUCUACUUUAGCGACAACAUUGCUUUCAGAGAUCAAAACUUUGGCAUUAAUGAAUUGGCUGCCGUUCAGGAUGUGCGCAAUGAUUUUAGCCUGCAGGAUCUGGACAGCGCUGCGGAGGCAACGAGCAGUCCCCAAUCGGCCAGCACAUUCAAGGAGAAAGUCGACAUCUCAUCGGACAUGGAGUGCCAGCAUCGCGGCGGUACCUGUGAGUUCUUUUUAGGCUGCUGGCUAUCCGGUGGCCUCAUACAGGGCACUUGCAACGGAUUGCUGCGGGGCUGUUGCCAUCGCACCGCCAAAUCGGCUAAUUUGCGAAGCUCGGACUAUGUUGGCAAUACGGUUGAUCUGACCGAUUUGCCACAAAAGAACUUUGGACCGGUCAACAACGAACCCAGCUGUGGCAUCUCGCUGGCCAAACAGACCGCACAGCGUCGCAUUGUGGGCGGUGAUGAUGCCGGCUUUGGCUCCUUUCCCUGGCAGGCAUACAUACGCAUUGGCUCCUCCAGAUGUGGUGGCUCGCUGAUCUCGCGUCGUCAUGUGGUCACUGCCGGGCAUUGUGUGGCACGUGCCACGCCCCGUCAGGUGCACGUCACGCUGGGCGAUUAUGUGAUCAACUCGGCCGUGGAACCGCUGCCCGCCUACACCUUUGGCGUCCGUCGCAUCGAUGUACAUCCGUAUUUCAAGUUCACACCGCAGGCGGAUCGCUUUGAUGUCUCCGUGCUGACGCUGGAGCGCACAGUUCACUUCAUGCCACACAUAGCUCCCAUUUGUCUGCCGGAGAAGAAUGAGGACUUUCUGGGCAAAUUUGGCUGGGCUGCCGGCUGGGGCGCCUUGAAUCCAGGCUCGAGGUUGCGCCCCAAAACGCUGCAAGCUGUCGAUGUGCCCGUGAUUGAGAAUCGCAUCUGCGAGCGUUGGCAUCGACAGAACGGCAUCAAUGUGGUCAUCUACCAGGAGAUGCUCUGCGCCGGCUAUCGCAAUGGUGGCAAGGACUCCUGCCAGGGCGACUCCGGCGGUCCGCUGAUGCAUGAGAAGAACGGCCGCUGGUAUUUAAUAGGUGUCGUCUCGGCCGGCUAUUCCUGUGCCUCCCGUGGCCAACCCGGUAUCUAUCAUCGUCUGGCCUAUACCGUGGACUGGGUAUCCUAUGUUGUCGGCCUGACAACUAAUAUUUAAGCUAUGCAACUCGCGUCUAAUUUAUUUUAGCUCCAGCUGCAGCUUGCAACAUGACGGGGCACGUUUUGUAUAUAAUUCACUUUCCGGUUUCCUUUGACUUUUGCAUUCUUUAAUAAUGUCUUAAUUAAUUUCUUUAUUUAUGCAUAUUUUUAAUAAUUCAUGAACAAAUUAUAAAGCUAAACUUAAGAAAAUGAGCAAGCCGAGUUCGCUAGAAUUUAGAAUUUUAGGCAGAAGAUAUUCCCCAAAUUGAAUAUCGGUCGAAUUAUGCGAUUUUCAAAAUACUUUACUUAAACUAGAAAUUAAUUAUUAAUUAAUUUACUUAGUCAUAUGCGCUGUUACGUAAUUUUAAACUAUUUAUGAACUAAUUUUUGUGUAAAUAAAUGAUGUAAAUGUGAAAA